Thamnophis elegans (Western terrestrial garter snake) is the source of this 3414-nucleotide messenger RNA. It is a transcript of the gene TINAGL1, whose product is annotated as tubulointerstitial nephritis antigen like 1. The record is from RefSeq and is a predicted model, not a curated record. Gene Ontology annotation, biological process: proteolysis. NCBI's taxonomy places the organism in Eukaryota, Metazoa, Chordata, Lepidosauria, Squamata, Natricidae. Gene Ontology annotation, molecular function: cysteine-type peptidase activity; peptidase inhibitor activity. Bases 243 to 1640 code for a protein of 465 amino acids. Gene Ontology annotation, cellular component: lysosome. The transcript is spliced from 12 exons.
AAAGUUAAUCAAAAUGAAACUUGAAGCUUGCUGGGAUGGCCCCUGCAUCCCGGAAGACCAAGGGAAAGGUGGACAGGAAAGGCAGCGGAAAUUCCUUCCUUGGCUUUUGACUUUCGGCUCCUUCCUCCGGAGUUGGUGGCCACUGCUGCUGCCUCUGCUUUUGGGAAUGGUGGCCCUACUGCAUUGCUGCUGGCUGAGAUCAUCCAGGAGAACAUCUGGGAUUCAGUAACUCAGAAGGCACCAUGAAAAACUGGAUUCUUCUGUGCACCUUACUGUUGAUGGGUGAGACUCUUCCUGCUCGGGUGCAUCGCACGCGCAGGGAACUGGCACCUGGAUUGCACGAACAGGGGAUACGGGAUGCAGAAGGCUCAUACUGUGGCCGGCAAGAUGCUUGUUGCCACGGGAGAGAUGAUGCCUGCACUGUCCCCUACUUUGAUACCCUUUGCUACUGUGACCUCUUCUGCAACCGAACCAUAUCUGAUUGUUGCCCUGAUUUUUGGGAAUACUGCUUGGGCAUCGAACCACCUUAUCCAGUGCAGAAAGGUUGCAUUCGCAAUGGUGUCAAGUUCCAUGCUGGAGCAACUUACCGUGAUAAUUGCAACCUCUGUACUUGUAAUGGGCAUGGCACAUGGGAGUGUGAAAACCGCGUCUGUCUUAUCAAUGGGGACAUGAUCGAUGCCAUCAACAGAGAAAAUUAUGGCUGGAGAGCUUCUAACUACAGCCAGUUCUGGGGGAUGACACUGGAGGAAGGCAUUAGGUAUCGCCUUGGCACCAUCAAGCCUUCCACAUCUGUCAUGAAUAUGAAUGAACUUCAUAUCAACAUGGCCACCAAUGAAGUGCUCCCUCCACAUUUCAAUGCUGCUGAUAAGUGGUCCGGGAUGAUCCAUGAGCCUCUGGAUCAAGGCAACUGUGGGGGAUCAUGGGCCUUUUCCACAGCAGCGGUGGCCUCUGACCGGAUCUCGAUCCACUCCAUGGGACACAUGACACCCGCCUUGUCCCCCCAGAACCUGCUGUCUUGCAACACUCGCCACCAACAAGGUUGCAAUGGAGGCCGUGUGGACGGGGCCUGGUGGUUCCUGCGCAGGAGGGGGGUGGUGACCGAUGAAUGCUACCCCUUUACCAGCCAGGAAAAUGAGAGCUCAUUCGCCAGUCCACCUUGCAUGAUGCACACCCGAUCCACUGGCAGGGGGAAGAGGCAAGCCACAGCACGUUGCCCCAACUCACAAACGGAUUUCAAUGAGAUCUACCAAUCCACACCUGCAUAUCGUCUCUCCUCAAAUGAGAAGGAGAUCAUGAAGGAGUUAAUGGAAAAUGGACCUGUGCAAGCCAUCAUGGAAGUGCAUGAAGACUUCUUUGUGUAUCAAAGUGGGAUUUAUCAGCAUACUCCUGUAGCAGCUGGGAAGCCAGAACAAUACCGACAACAUGGAACCCAUUCUGUCAAAAUUACUGGAUGGGGAGAAGAACAGAAGCCGGAUGGGUCAAAAUGGAAAUAUUGGAUUGCAGCCAACUCCUGGGGCAAGGCGUGGGGUGAACACGGCUACUUCCGCAUAGCCAGGGGGACCAAUGAGUGCGAGAUCGAAUCCUUUGUGGUGGGCGUCUGGGGCCGUGUUGGAAUGGAAGAUAUGCACCACAAGAAAUGAGCAGAUUGGACCCUUGAGCCUUGCAUUGUGAUAACAGGAAGAAUUUCUUUCCUUCUGUUGGCCCUAUGUUUUCUUCUCCUCAAAGCAUCUGGCAUCUAGGACAGUCACAGGACAUGACUACUGUGGGUUUGGCCUCCAAAGACAGCAGCCUUUGUCUCUGUUCUGGCUGAAGCCUAGAACUAUCAUGUGGAUUUGGGAACAAAAAAGGCUUUGGAGGAUCCUUCCUCAGAUGGUGGGGGAAAGAAACCUGAGAACUUCUGAAACGGCUACCAAAAUGCUACAGUUUCUUGAAAAGGACCAAGAGAAGAUAUCCAGUAUGACAUUUUGUUAUGUAUAGCUCACAUACCCACAAUCAAAGGAACCUGGAGAUAUCAGAAGCAAACCUUGCCAGGAUUCCCUACCAAGGAUGGAAAGUUGCAGAUAAUCUGAAGAAGCCUGCUGACUGGGAGACCAACCAACAUAUUUUUUUUGUAGUCCUUUCUGUGAUCUACCUUACAGAACCUUCUUGAAAACGAUGACGUCUCUGGUUGACCUUCCCCAGAGGCAACCAUGGUAAAAUAAAGAGUUGUCAUCCUCUUGGGCCAAAUUUUCAAGCAUCUCAGGUAGUACAUCUAUGGAUGAGUGGAUUUUUAGUCCUAGCAGGCAUGUCUGUAGCUAUGGCCACCAAUUCCAAAAUGGCAGAUGAACUAGAUGAAAGAAACCUUGCCUCGUUUUAUGUGUCUUCAAUGUGUCCUAAGAUUUCCAAGAAUGGCUAUAUAGGUUGAAAUCAACCCAUUGGGAGAGAGGCCAGAUUGAGGGAGGCUGGCUUAGCCUUGACUCUCUGUCAACAUGAAACAAGUUCUUUCUUGCCCAUCCUAUCUUAGAACGUGGAAUCACAGGGCUGAGAAGAGACCUUAGAGGUCUCCUAAUUUAACCCCUACUCAAGGCAGCAAUCAAAGCGAAGUGAGUAUCUCUGAUACCCUUUAGACAGCAUCAGCCUUCCUCCAACAGUUCUUCUCAGCUAGGUUGGAUUUCCGAGCCCCAUAAUUUCCAACAUAGCCAUCUAUGGACAUCAAGGCACAAAUCUCCAGAGAGCCCCAGGAUGAGGUCAAGCUGCCUUGUGUGUCCACAACAAUGGAAGGAGUUUCUUCCUGUGUUUCUUGAGCUUCCUUGUUCAGCCCACCAUGAGGUAUGGCUGCUCCAAAGACAAUGCAAUUCCUUCCCAGCUCCAGAAGCUGAGUGCUUUGCCAAAGUCCUUCGCUUGACUUUCCAAGCCCAAGCUGAAAUCAACCCCCAGGCCAUCUGUUAUAGGUCCAUCUAAACUGGAAAAAUAGGAGGAAAUUCUACUCCUCCUAUCUCCUCUGCCUGGUUUCAGUUCCCAUGGAUUUUGGGUUUUUUUUCCCCAUUUCCCUGCCGCAUAGCCAGACACCAACUUUUGCUGAGUCCGAUGACUUGGUGCACCAUUCCGAUGGCUCUGACCCCUAGUGAAAACUUUUACCUCCUGCCCAAAGCCACUCUCAGGUUACCCCGCUGCCUUUCCUCUUUUUCUUUCUUUUUCUUUUUUCCCCUUUUGGCUUUUGAUGCCUGUCUCUGCACCUUCCGUGCUGGCGUGAGAGUCUCUCGCGGCUAAGCCUCCCUUGGCUUAGCGCCCCUUUGUUGAGAACUUAAGGCUGUUGAAAAGGGGAGGCCUUCAGCCAGCCAGGCAGGUUGGUUUUGUGUCCCAUUCUGCAAGCUUUGCGAGAGCCAGUGUAAACACCGGGCGGCUGCCAUUGGUGUGAAAGAAGUGGAAAAAAGC